AUGAGGAGAUCAGGGGUAACAGUUCCAGCGAUCUCACACCGAAAAAUCGCUGGUAAAUCACCAAAAAUCCGACCCCGUCCCUUUUCUGGAGAAUGCCCAAUGAAAAUCCAUCGGAAACCGCUGGGAAACCACCAAACUGACCCAACCAGUCCCAAUUUCAGUGAGAUCUGCCAGAAAAGGAACGGAGCAACGACGGAGACUUCGGGUUCGAGUAUGGGUUUUGGAAGUGAGUAUUUUAAUGAUUCUGAGAUUAAGAGUGUUCGAGGCAACAAGAACAAUGUAGAAGAAUUUCUUGAAUCUCUUUUAGGUGUUCUUGGUUCUAAGGCCAAUGAGGAAUCGUUGGAACCAACCGAAUUUGAGAGAAGAACAGAAGAAGCAUGCAAAAGAAUGAUCACGGAAUCUAGCAAAGCCUUAAAGGAACUUGCCUUGUCCAUCAAAACCAUGACACAACCUUUUUCUUCAAUAAUCCAUAUAUCUAAUGCAAAGAAUGUCAUUGAUGACCUUAAAAACACACUAGAAACCUCAGAAACCUUCUUUCAACACGACGAAUCAUGCGUCAUGGAUUUCAUUCCUGCCGCAUCUGUCAUGUCCUUACUUAUUGCCAUCAAUGAAUGCGUCGACGAAAUUUCUAAAGCCGUCGAGGAGCUUUCGAUAAGAGCACAUUUCAAGAAAAAGGACGGGAGGAGGAGAGAUUUAAGUUCGACCGAAGCGGAUACGGGGGAGAACCGACCACCAUCCCGAUCGCAGCGGCCGCAGAUAAUGCAUAGUGGGACUAUGAAUCCUGUUGUUGAUGAUGAUGUAGAGGAAGGUGAUUUUAUUACGAUAGAGAUAGAUGGCAAUAUUGGCAAAGACGAUCCAAGAAAAUUUUGGCAUGCAUUUAAAGUGGGACUAGCUGUCACUUUAGUCUCAUUAUUCUACUACGUUGAACCACUAUUUCAUAGCUUUGAUCAACUAGUAAUGUUGGCUAUACUCACUGUAGCGGUUGCUUUUGAAUUCACUGCUGGUGCAACUAUAUCAAAGAACAUAAAUAGAGGAAUUGGUACGACCUUAGCUGGUGCAUUUGGUCUUGGAGCUAAAUAUUUAGCUGAAUUGAUCGGGAAAAAAGGACCAGAUCCUAUAACUCUUGGGAUUCUAGUCUUCAUUGUAGGUGCUUUAGGUACAUUUAUAAGAUUUUAUCAUAGUUAUGACUAUGGAAUCACGAUAUUUGUCUUGACAUUCAUCACGGUUGCUGUUUCUGGUUAUCGAUCAGAAGAUAUUUUUCAAUUAACUCACCAACGGAUAUCCCUCAUUUUCAUCGCCGUCUUUACUAUCAUAAUCAUCUCCAUGGUUAUUCGACCAGUAUGGGCCGGAGAAGAUCUUCAUAAACUUAUCAGUACCAAUCUUGAAAAGCUAGCAAGCUUCUUAGAAGGUUUUGAAAGCGAGCAUUUGCAUAUUUCUAAAAUUAAGAGUGUUGAAGGUACCAAGAACAAUGAAAAGAAAUUUCUUGAAUCUUUUUUAAGUAUUUUUGAUUCUAAGACUACUGAAGAAUCUUUGGCAAAUUUUGCAUGGUGGGAGCCCCCUCAUGGAACUUUCAAAUUUAAUCAUCCAUGGAGACAAUAUUUGAAAAUUGGUGACCUUAUUAGAAAAUGUGCUUGUCAUCUUCUAGCUCUUAAUAGCCACGUAAACUUUAAAUCACAGGUACCAACCGAAUUCGAGAGGAGAACAGAAGAAGGAUCCAAAAGAAUGAUCGUGGAAUCUAAAAAUGCCUUAAAAGAACUUGCCUUGUCCAUUCAGACUAUGACACAACCAAUUUCUUCAAUAAUACACAUACGUAAUGCAAAAAAUGUCAUUGAUGACCUCAAACACACACUAGGCACCUCAAAAACCUUCUUUCAACACGAUGAGUGCGUUAUGGAUUUUGUCCCUGCAGCAUCCGUCGCGUCCUUACUCAUCGAUGUUACUAAAUGCAUCGACGAAAUCUCUGAGGCCGUCGAGGAGCUUUCGAGUAAAGCACAUUUCGAGAAGAAGAAGAAUGAUUCAUGUUCGACUGAGGAUGACAUUGGUAGUGACUUUGUUACGAUUGAUAUAGCUGACAACGUCGAAUCACCAAAGAGAGUAGAGAUAGAGGAGGUGAAUCGAGUGAAUAAUCCAAUAAAUGCAAUAAAGGGGGAAUACUUCAUUAUUUGGAUACGUGGAAACACCGCAACAACAGUAGUGGAAGAGACAAAUAUGUCAAAAAAUAAAGGAGAUUUUAUGAUUUUUACUAAUAUAAAGCUUUAUGAUAGUACUCAAUUUUUUGAAUUAGUAGAAGUGAAAGUGCUGGAGGAGGCAAAUCGAGUGAACAAUCCACUAGCUGCGAGAAAGGAAGAAUAUAUUGUUAUUGGGAUAUGUGGAAACACAACAAUACCAAUAGUGGAAGAGAUGCAGACUGCGGAGAAAAAAGAAGACUUUUAA
Capsicum annuum is the source of this 2433-nucleotide messenger RNA. Its product is annotated as aluminum-activated malate transporter 8-like. Gene Ontology annotation, biological process: malate transport. Gene Ontology annotation, cellular component: plant-type vacuole membrane. The record is from RefSeq and is a predicted model, not a curated record. NCBI's taxonomy places the organism in Eukaryota, Viridiplantae, Streptophyta, Magnoliopsida, Solanales, Solanaceae. The transcript is spliced from 9 exons. The coding region runs from base 1 to 2433 and encodes 810 amino acids.